Messenger RNA from Saccostrea cuccullata (small rock oyster), 1829 nucleotides. RefSeq lists its product as uncharacterized. The coding region runs from base 130 to 1737 and encodes 535 amino acids. The record is from RefSeq and is a predicted model, not a curated record. Gene Ontology annotation, biological process: proteasome-mediated ubiquitin-dependent protein catabolic process; protein polyubiquitination; negative regulation of translation. NCBI's taxonomy places the organism in Eukaryota, Metazoa, Mollusca, Bivalvia, Ostreida, Ostreidae. The transcript has 2 exons. Gene Ontology annotation, molecular function: translation repressor activity; ubiquitin protein ligase activity; zinc ion binding.
CAAACUUAUACAGCGCCACCUACUUCGGCGCUUGAUUCUCUCCAUUCUAGUUACCAGUGUUGAGGUUUGGAGGGAGUCAAGAAAGUAUCAAGAAGAUGGCGGUGUCAGUUAUUGAGGGUUGAAAAGAUAAUGGAACCUGUUUUUGUCAUCCAGAAAAGUCUAAAAUGUUCACAUUGCGGAAAAUACGUUAAUCAUUAUUGCAAGACAUGCAAAUCCAAUCUUUGUGGAGAGUGUACGAGAAGACAUUUUAGUAAUGAUACUGAAAACCACGAUAUUGUGUUUUACCGUGGGAAGUUUAAUAUAUGCCUCGAAAAAGAAUGUGAAGAACAUCCUAAAGAGAAAUACACACAGUUCUGUAAAGUUUGUGAAAUUCCUGUUUGUAAAAAAUGUAAAAGAAAUGGUUGCCAUAAAAAUCACAAAUUUCAGGAUUUAAAAGUGGGGGAACAAAACGGGGAAUUGUUGGAGACUACCAGAAUGCUCCAAAAUCAAAUUCUUCCCCAAUAUCGAGGGUUUCAAGAUGAAAUUUCUAGAGAGAAAAAAGAUUUUAAAGAAGAGGCGAACAAAGUUAUGGGGAUUAUGGAAUCAAAUGCAAAAAAAUUAGAAAAUGUCAUCAAAAAGACCUUGGAAGAAAACCGACGUACUUUAAGAAAAGAGUUGCUAAAAUUUAGCAAGGAAGAAGAGCGUGUAGACCGUCAUAUCACCGAGUUAGAAUGCUCGUUAGAAAACUACGAAAGAUCUAUCAAUAAAACAGCAGAUUUUUUGUUUCCUUCAAAGAAAAGACCAAUACCUGAUGGUAUGCUCAAUUUUAUCAUACCACAAAUGCCCUCCUUCGUAACCGAGAUGGAAAUAACAAAGGAUAAUAUAGGCAAACUUCUCGGUAAAAUAACGGUGGAGAAAAGGAAAAGAAAACCCUCUUUGAAACACCUUUACUUCUUAAAAUCAAAGGCGACAAAAGAAAUUUCAGUAUCAGUCUCUCUUGAAGAAAUUCGACAUGUGUCCUGUGUGGGGGUUAAGAACUGGAUUUGGGUUAGUGGUGGUGAAUACUUGAUAUUAGUGGACACAAGAGAAGAAGAAAAACUAAAUGAAUUUGAAGUAAUGCCUGGGUUCGGUUGCCAUUCGGUAGCGUCAGAUUGCAGAUUGUAUUAUAUCAGUAAAAAUGGAAAUGUCUGUACAAAUAAUAAAAAAGAUGUAAUAAAAACUUCAGAAGGCUGGAAAUUCUGCAGUAUCUAUUGCUCUUAUAAAGAUAGUGCUAUUAUCGUUGGCAUGAAAAAGGACUCAAAAGCAAAACUAAUGAAAUAUGAUACCUCGGGAAAUCCAAUAGCGAUAUUUCAGCAUGACAAAAAUUUAAAGCAACUUUUUAUUUCGCCAGAUUACAUUGCGGAAAAUUCUAAUCAUGAUAUUGUGGUUUCCGAUUCGAGAAGAAAUGCUGUUGUUGUAACAGAUUUCGGCGGAAACCAUCGUUUUAACUUCACUGGAAGAUCUUCACCCAAGUCAAUAUUCAAGCCAAGAGGAAUCUGUACCGACAUACUUUCAAAUAUUUUGGUGUGCGAUACCUAUAGUGAAACGAUACAGAUAUUAAGCAAGGAUGGUACAUUUAUCCAGGAUUUACAGAUAGAUGAACGAAACUUCAGUUGCCCAUGUAGUCUGUGUUAUGACCUGGAAAAUAACUUACUGUGGAUUGGUAGAUCGGACAGUGGUUUAUUAUCUGCUUACAGAUAUUUAGAACGUCAACUCUAGAUGUAAGGAAAGAUUUUAGAAUUUUUAAUGAUGAAGAAAAUCUAAUUGUGUUAAAAACAAAAUCGUGAAAAGGGUGCAAAUGUAAGAACCCA